AUGGCCGGUCUCACCCCAGAGCAGGUGACCUUAUUCCAGGAAAACGGCUACCUCGUCCUACCAGACUAUCUCAGCCCAACCGAGAUAACAUCCCUCCUCACCGAAACAAACACCCUCCUCGACACCUUCUCCCUCGACACGCACCCCCUCACGCAAUUCACAACAGGCGACGAUGACGAAACCGCCCACGUCGGCGACGACUACUUCCUCACAUCCGGCGACAAGAUCCGCUACUUCUUCGAACCAGACGCCUUCACCACCGAACCAGACCCUCUAACCGGCCGACCCGCCCUAAUCAAACCAAAGAACCUAGCCGUCAACAAAAUCGGCCACUCCCUCCACACCCUCUCGCCGCCCUUCAAAGCAAUCUCCCUCAACAAGCGCAACGCCGACGUCGCCAAAUCGCUCGGCUUCACGGACCCGCGCGUCCUGCAGAGCAUGGUCAUUCUCAAACAGCCCUCCAUCGGCGGCGCGGUGCCCGCGCACCGGGACUCGGAAUUCUUGUACACGGAUCCGCCGUCCGCGGUGGGGUGGUGGUAUGCGCUUCAGGAUGCGCGGCCGGGCAAUGCGACGCUGGGGAUGUGGAAGGGAUCGCAUAAGGGUACGAAGGGGGGGGCCAUAUUGCGCGCCGAUUUGUGA
Messenger RNA from Penicillium manginii, 639 nucleotides. RefSeq names its product phytanoyl-CoA dioxygenase family protein. The transcript has a single exon. Bases 1 to 639 code for a protein of 212 amino acids. Lineage: Eukaryota; Fungi; Ascomycota; Eurotiomycetes; Eurotiales; Aspergillaceae. The record is from RefSeq and is a predicted model, not a curated record.